CAAAUUCGUGCACUUAUAAUGCCCUUUAUUGAUGGUUUCUGCAAAGAAGGAAAAGCGCAGGAAGCAUUUUCGCUGUUGGAAAAGAUGCUGAACACAGGUCGUAAAACCUACAGUUCAUACAUAUACAAUUCUUAUUGAAAGAAUGCUGAAAGAAGGUGAUUUUGAUUAUGCUCAUAAAGUUUUUGAUGAAAUGGUCUCCUUGGGACAUAUGCCUGAUGUAUUUACAUAUACUGCGUUUAUUCACGCAUAUUGUUCUGCGGGAAAACUGAAAGAAGCAGAGGACAUGAUAGUUAAGAUGAAGGAAGAGGGGAUUAUGCCAGAUUCACUGACAUACACCUUGCUGAUUGAUGCAUAUGGAAACUUGGGAUCAAUAUAUUCUGCUUUUGAUGUUCUGAAGCGAAUGUUCGAUACUGGUUGUGAACCUUCUCAUCAUACGUUUUCUUUUUUGAUCAAACAUCUUUCAAAAAAAAGGUGGAUGAAAGAAAAUGGAGAUGCAGUUGGUCUUUAUUUGAUUUCAAAUGCCUCCUACAUUGAUGUUGCUGACGUGUGGAAAACAAUGGAAUUUGAUUUUGCUCUGGAUUUGUUUGAGAAAAUGCUUGAACAUGGUUGUACCCCUAAUGUCAACACUUAUGGGAAGCUCAUUAUUGGACUUUGCAAAGUUGGUCGAUUGGGAGUAGCACAGAGGUUAUUUAAUCAUAUGAAAGAAAGAGGAAUAUCUCCCAGUGAGGAUAUUUUUAAUUCUCUUCUUAGUUGUUGCUGUGAAAUGCAAAUGUACGGGGAAGCCAUAAAGCUUGUGGAUGAUAUGGUCUAUCAUGAUUAUUUACCACAAUUAGAGUCUUGUAAACAUUUGGUUUGUGGUCUUUAUGAGGAAGGGGACAAGGAUAAGGCUAAUGCAGUUUUUUGCAAGUUGCUUCAUUGUGAGUAUAAUCAUGAUGAAGUAGCUUGGAAAUUGCUCAUUGAUGGCUUACUAAAGAAGGGCCUUAUUGAUACAUGUUCUGAAAUGUUAGAUGUCAUGGAAAAAAAGGGCUGGCAGAUCAAUCCUCAAACGUAUGCAAUGCUAAUUGAAGGACUUGAUGGAACAUAAAUUUUACUUGUUGGUUCUUUUUUUUUUCUGCCAGAAAUUUUUUAUGAGUGGGGAAAAAGGUUCUUCCACUUCUACGCCCAGCUAUAAAUUGGGGGUUCAAACAUACAGAUGGAACAAAGCAGAUGUAUAUUGUCAGAGCACUAGAUGCUUUUGGCACACAUUUUCAAUGUAAAUUGGGCCAUCUUAUCGAUUUUGAUUUGAACAUUUUUAUCAGUUGAUGAGGAAGCAGUAUUUCUACGGUAAUUUCCAGUUCAGUAAAAGCAGGAGUGUUUUGAAGGAAAAGGUCCAUAUGCCUUGGCUAUAGGAGGGAUGGCAUGAUCUAGAAAGAGAAGUUUCUGGCACCUGCUCAUGAAACCGAACAAUUAUUACGGCAUCAAAUGAUUCAGAGCAGCAAGCAUUCCAGACGUCAGAGUUGGUUACUAUUUGAAUUAUUCAACCAAUCAAGGAGAAUGUAAUAAUUUCUCCCUUUACAAAAGAAGUAUAUUGUCUCAGCUACCCAUUUACAGAUCGUGGUCAGUUUCUGUGCUCAUCAAAGAUGGAAGUGUGAGACAGUGGAAUUCUUUAAGUGGUAUUGACCAAGUAAUUCUCACUAGCCCAUGGUUGGCUGAGGGGACAUCCCAUAACAACAUCAAACACUUCUUCUGCAAAUAAUACAGGUAAGUUUAGUUCCAUAAUUGGCUUUAGUUACUCUUAUACCUUCUCAACCUGAAAGCAAAAGGAAAAAGAUGGAACUAGAAGAUGCAGAUAAAUAAUGUGAGAAUCAUAUAAACAAUUUGAAGCCCAGAUUCAUGAAUAACUUGGAGAAGCUCAUCUAGGAACUGCUGCAAACACCUUUUAGGUUUUUCUGACCAAUUAAGUAAAAUAUGUUUUGCUCUAUUGCAACCAGUUUGAAGUCCAAGAGGUUCCAUGAAAGACUUUGUAUAAAAUUUAUAUGCUAAUUUAUUAUAUGUUUUUAUGUCCUUUUAACAUUUUUCGUUAUAAAAGUGAGUUCAGUAAGAAUAGCAUCCUUUGGCUUUUUGAGCAUGCAAUAGUCAAACAGGGAUAGGCUUACUGUAUUUAUAGAUCUAUAGUUAUUAAAAAAAAAAACAGACAUUUCUAGAUCUAUUACUGGUGCCUAUGCAAUUUUUCUAAUGUUUGUGAGUGAUUUAAUCAAUCUUAACUUGGAUUAUUUUCACGUGCUUUCAAAUUAAGAAAUAACUGAAAUAACAUGAUCUCACAAACACUUGGUGCAUGGUAAUUAAUCUGCUUGUGUAUAAAUUUUAAGAUAAAGGAAUUUUCUUUGUUUCUUUUUGUUUUCUUUUUAUGGAGAAAAAGGACGAUAGAAGACGGGGCGGAUUUGCUAGCUAUAGCUCUCCACAACCCAAUAUCUAUAUCACUUGUGUCAAAGAUAGUGCCGAUCCAAUCCCUAUAAUGUUCUAAGAUUGCAUUAUGUGCUUAAAUUUUUUGGUUUCUAGAUCUCCCAUUGUCUACCUACUUCCACUGAUAAAUUCAUACAUAAUCCCACUGUUGUAAUGGUUUCUAAGAGAAUCGCACAUGGACUGAAAGCACAAAGGCUGCUGCAAUAUCCUGCUUUCGUGGUUGAGGACAAGCAGAACUGUAGAUCCCAUUUCAAUUAAUUCGAUUCAGUUAAUUGUUGUUUUUCUUUGUUUUAGAUUAUAUAGUUUGUUAUUAUUGGUGGUCAAAAACAGAGUUGAUAGCAAAGCAUCAUCGUUGAGGAGAGGAUUAAGUAGGACUACAAAAUUUGCUAAAGACUCGAGUUUCUGGAUUAUGAUGGGUAGAGAAGGGACCAGGUGACUAAAAAGAUAUUCUUUUGCACCUUAUCAACCUGUCAGGAGCGGCUCAACCUAAAUGACAUUCAAAGAAAGCAAUAAACCUUUUAUGGCAGAGAAACAUGAGAAUCCUUUAUGGCAAUUUUUGGAGGUCUAUGGUUACAGAAAGAAGAAGAGGAUUAUUAUCCCAGAAGGCAUUGGUUUUCAGGCUGGCUGAUGUCUUAUAGUCCAUGAUUGAAGUGGAAGCAGUGCAGAGGAGGAAUCAGAAUUUUAAAUCACUAGAAGAAUGAGCGAAUUUUCAGAAAGUUCAUCAGCAAAAGACUAGUUGUGGUAUGGGCACUCUUGGUGGAAGAAGUAGAACCAAACAUCAGAAGGGAUAUUAAUACAUCGAAUCGGUCAAAGGGAAAAAAAUUGGUCAAACUCAAAAAGAAAAAAGGGUCUCGCGAGCCGGUUGCAGCACAAA
This is a messenger RNA of Carica papaya (papaya), 3316 nucleotides long. Its product is annotated as Pentatricopeptide repeat (PPR) superfamily protein. NCBI's taxonomy places the organism in Eukaryota, Viridiplantae, Streptophyta, Magnoliopsida, Brassicales, Caricaceae. Gene Ontology annotation, molecular function: protein binding; mRNA binding. The record is from RefSeq and is a predicted model, not a curated record.